Messenger RNA from Microdochium trichocladiopsis, 1527 nucleotides. RefSeq names its product MFS phospholipid transporter Git1. Gene Ontology annotation, biological process: transmembrane transport; carboxylic acid transport. Lineage: Eukaryota; Fungi; Ascomycota; Sordariomycetes; Xylariales; Microdochiaceae. The record is from RefSeq and is a predicted model, not a curated record. Bases 1 to 1527 code for a protein of 508 amino acids. Gene Ontology annotation, cellular component: plasma membrane. The transcript has 4 exons. Gene Ontology annotation, molecular function: carboxylic acid transmembrane transporter activity.
AUGCCUGCGGCUGCGAGCCGUGAUUGGCAGGCCGCCACCACCCCGGGAGUCGCCGCCGCCGACCCCCCGCUGAGCUUCUACGAAAAGAUCAAGCCCGUCUUCGCCUGCGGCGCCGGUCUCUUCUCCGACGGCUACAUCAACAACGUCAUCGGCUCCGUCAACACCACCCUCGCCCGCCAGUACGGCGCCACCUACACGGGCUCCACGGCCGCCAAGAAUGUCUCGUCCAUUGCCUUUGCCGGCACCGUCGUCGGCCAGCUCUUCUUUGGCUACCUCUCGGACCGCUGGUCCCGCUCCAACGCCCUGCUCGUGUCCACCAUCAUCCUCGUCCUCUUCACCGCCCUCGCGACGGGCUCCUACUACAAGGGCGAGGCCGCCGGCAUGUUCGCCAUGCUCACGGCCUGGCGCUUCUUUGUCGGCGUCGGUAUCGGCGGCGAGUACCCGGCCGGCAGCGUGGGCUGUGCCGAGUCGACCGGCGGGCUGAAGUCCGGCUCCCGCAACCGCUGGUUCAUCCUCUUCACCAACUCCAUGAUCGACUGGGGCUUCGUCAUCGGCGCCUUUGUGCCCUACGUCGUCGCCGCGGCCGCCCACGACACCUACUACGAGACCAUCUGGCGCACCAGUCUCGGCAUCGGCGUCGUCUUCCCCAUGUUCCUCUUCUACCUCCGCCUCAAGCUCAAGGAGCCCGAGGAGUUCCAGACCGAGAACAUGAAACGCAACACGCCCUACCUGCUCGCCUUCAAGUUCUACUGGGCCCGCCUGCUCGCCGUCUCGCUCAUCUGGUUCAUCUACAACUUUUCCGUGUACGCGUUUGGCAUAUAUUCGAGCUCGAUUCUCUCUGGCAUCUACUCGGACGGUGCUCCGCUCACAACUGUGUUCGGGUGGAACACUGUCAUCAACUUGUUCUACAUCCCCGGCACGCUCAUCGGCGCCUUUGUGAGCGACUGGCUGGGCCCCAAGUACACCCUGAUCCUGGGCCUGUCGCUACAGUGCAUUGUCGGGUACAUCAUGGCCGGCGUCUAUGCGCAGAUCUCGCAGAACAUCGCCGCCUUUGCCGUCGUGUACGGUAUCUUCUUGUCCCUGGGCGAGUUUGGGCCUGGAAACAACAUCGGGCUGCUCGCGUCCAAGACCUGCGCCACCGGAGUGCGUGGGCGAUACUACGGCAUCGCCGCGGCAGCCGGCAAAGUGGGCGCAUUCGUGGGCACGUGGGCCGCUGGUGGUUCGGAUGCGGUCAAGUCGGCGCAGUAUCCGUUCUGGGUGGCGGCAUCGCUAUGUGUGCUGUCGGUGGCGAUCGCGUUUUUCUUCAUCCCCAACAUCGAGCAGGACACGAUCGCGCAGGAGGACCUACGGUUCAGGGCUUAUCUCGAGAGCAAGGGAUGGGACACGAGCCUGCUGGGCGCGGGAAGCAAGGUCGAGGAUGGGAGUGCGACCAUGGCCCGUUUCUGGACCCUGGACGGACUCCUUCAGGGAGCCGGAAUCCCGGCCCGCGACCGCGAGACACAGCGACUGGUGGGCAGCGUCGGCUGA